Molecule: messenger RNA, 2698 nt
Organism: Oryza brachyantha (malo sina)
Lineage: Eukaryota; Viridiplantae; Streptophyta; Magnoliopsida; Poales; Poaceae
Product: spermatogenesis-associated protein 20
Exons: 15
Coding region: 10-2451 (813 amino acids)
Biological process (GO): carbohydrate metabolic process
Cellular component (GO): chloroplast
Source: RefSeq, a predicted model, not a curated record
CGAGGCCACAUGGCAGCCUCCGCCGCUUUUGCCCCCGUCUUCUCCGCCCUUCCACCCCAACCGCUUCCCAUGCUCUCCACGCUUCUCCGCCGCCUCGACGCCGCCUCGACGCCGCCGCUCCGCGCACUCGCCGCCAUGUCGUCGUCCGGCGGCGCGUCCUCCUUCUCCUCCUCGUCGUCGGGGCACGGAGGGCGGGCGCCGAACCGCCUCGCCGCCGAGCACAGCCCCUACCUGCUGCAGCACGCGCACAACCCGGUCGAUUGGUAUCCCUGGGGAGAAGAGGCUUUCGAGAAAGCUCGCAGAAAAGACGUUCCCAUCUUUCUAUCAAUUGGCUACAGCACAUGCCAUUGGUGUCAUGUAAUGGAGGUGGAGUCUUUUGAGAAUGAUGAAAUCGCAAAGAUCCUAAAUGAUGGGUUUGUUAGCAUCAAGGUGGAUCGUGAAGAACGACCGGAUGUGGACAAGGUGUAUAUGACAUAUGUGUCAGCACUGUAUGGCGGUGGUGGUUGGCCUUUGAGUGUAUUUUUGUCCCCUAAUUUGAAACCGUUGAUGGGUGGUACAUACUUUCCUCCCGAUGAUAAGUAUGGAAGACCAGGGUUCAAGACUAUUUUAAGGAAGGUUAAGGAGGCCUGGGAAACUAAACGCGAUGCGCUUGAGAAGACAGGAAAUGUGGUCAUCGAACAACUGAGAGAUGCAUUAUCUGCUAAGGCUAGCUCUCAAGAUAUGCCAAAUGAUCUGGCUGUUGUUUCUGUGGAUAAAUGUGUUGAAAAGUUAGCAGGCAGUUUUGAUCCAAAAUUCGGUGGAUAUGGCUCUGCUCCAAAGUUUCCAAGGCCUGUUGAAAAUUGUGUAAUGUUAUAUAAAUUUCGGAAGCAUUUGGAAUCUCAACAGGUGAGUGAAUCCCAAAACAUAAUGAAGAUGGUAACUCAUACAUUGGAAUGCAUGGCAAGGGGUGGAGUUCAUGACCACGUUGGAGGUGGCUUUCAUAGAUAUAGUGUGGAUGAGUGCUGGCAUGUCCCACAUUUUGAGAAGAUGUUGUACGACCAAGGACAGAUAGCUAAUGUAUAUCUAGAUACAUUUCUGAUCACGGGAAAUGAGUAUUAUUCUUCUGUUGUACGUGAUAUACUUGAUUACUUGAGGAGAGACAUGAUCGGAGAAGAAGGUGAAAUUUACUCAGCAGAAGAUGCUGAUAGUGCAGAAUAUGAUGGUGCCCCAAGAAAAAGGGAGGGGGCUUUCUAUGUGUGGACUAGUGAGGAGAUCGAAGACACACUCGGGGAUAAUGCUGAGCUAUUCAAGAAUCAUUAUUAUGUCAAAUCAUCUGGCAAUUGUGACCUCUCGGGGAUGAGUGAUCCUCACAAUGAGUUCAAGGGGAAAAAUGUGCUAAUAGAAAGAAAACAAGCUUCUUUGAUGGCAUCGAAGUGUGGCAAGUCUGUUGAUGAAUAUGCUCAUAUCCUGGGGGAUUGUCGGCAUAAGUUGUUUGAUGUCCGGUCAAAAAGGCCAAGGCCGCAUUUGGAUGAUAAGGUUAUUGUCUCAUGGAAUGGACUAGCUAUAUCUGCUUUUGCAAGAGCUUCCCGAAUUCUGAAAUCAGAACCAACUGGAACCAGAUUCUGUUUCCCAGUAACUGGGUGCAAUCCAGAGGAAUAUCUUGGAGUUGCAGAAAAGGCAGCACGUUUUAUAAAGGAAAAAUUAUAUGAUGCAAGCUCAAAUAGGCUGAAUCACAGUUAUCGAAAUGGGCCAGCAAAAGCACCUGGUUUUUUGGAUGAUUAUGCUUUCCUAAUCAGUGGGUUGCUGGAUCUCUAUGAGUAUGGUGGUAAGAUAGAGUGGCUUAUGUGGGCUGCACAGCUUCAAAUCAUUCAGGAUGAAUUGUUCUUAGAUAAACAAGGUGGUGGCUAUUUCAAUACUCCUGGAGAAGACCCUUCUGUUCUUCUGCGUGUUAAAGAAGAUUAUGAUGGUGCAGAGCCUUCUGGUAACUCAGUAGCUGCUAUAAACUUGAUCAGAUUGUCCAGUAUAUUUGAUGCUGCAAAAUCUGAUGGUUAUAGACAUAAUGUUGAGCAUCUCCUGGCCGUCUUCCAGAAGAGGCUGAGGGAACUUGGUAUAGCAUUGCCGUUGAUGUGUUGUGCUGCAGACAUGUUAUCUGUCCCCUCCAGGAAGCAGGUGGUGCUGGUGGGUAAAAAAGAAUCGGCUGAAUUUCAACAAAUGGUUGCAGCCGCGUUUUCGACAUAUGAUCCAAAUAGAACUGUGAUCCAAAUAGACACCAGGGACACGGAGGAAAUGGGAUUCUGGGAGAGCAACAACGCGAAUUUCGCGCAAAUGGCACGGAGCAGCCCGCCGGGGAAGCCAGCGGUGGCGCACGUCUGCCAGGACUUCAAGUGCAGUCCUCCGGUGAGCUCUCCAGAUGCGCUCCGCGAGCUGCUCAACAAGACGGUGGCAGCUGCCACUUCGUCCGCUGCUGCCUGAGCGAGGCGCCGGCACGGAGCUCCUCUGAAGAAGCGAUAUUACGAGUAAAUAAAUAUAUCUGCAGAGCUUUUUAGCUUUUGAGUUCCUGAAGCUCUUAGAACCACUACGUGUGUAUAUAGAUGUUCUCAAUAAAAGCACUUCUUGUUUUUCAUUUUCUUCUUGAGUUAUAGCCCAUUAGGAGUGUAUGAAUUUCACGCAAACUUCACAUGAGUUACGCAGAAAUCAAUUCAACUCCCGCAUUUAUAAA